Messenger RNA from Exophiala oligosperma, 2391 nucleotides. RefSeq lists its product as uncharacterized. Gene Ontology annotation, cellular component: mitochondrion. The record is from RefSeq and is a predicted model, not a curated record. Gene Ontology annotation, molecular function: ATP hydrolysis activity; ATP binding. The transcript has a single exon. The coding region runs from base 50 to 2188 and encodes 712 amino acids. NCBI's taxonomy places the organism in Eukaryota, Fungi, Ascomycota, Eurotiomycetes, Chaetothyriales, Herpotrichiellaceae.
AUUGUAGGAGCAGUCGAGGGCACCCUGCUUUCAUGGUUUGCUCAGGGUCAUGAAAAGAACACCGGUGCUGCUCUUCUCUUGCAGCAGGAAUGUUCGCCUCAAUCUGGUCGACAUUCGCAAUGGCACUUUUUACAAAGAACAUCCUGCUCAUACAUCACCCUCUGUGAAUCCACCUCUGUUUCCGAACCUGACCAUCAAUAUUCCCGCCGGAUACAUAUCUCAGCCCCAAGGGAGAUCUCGCGCGAGGAACCAAGCCCAUUGGGCCGUGAUUGGAACCUCUGCCUGCACGACUUUUCUGGAGAUCCUGAGAGGCUCACACCUGUGCUUCCCUCCCGAGGCAAGAUCCUAUCCCUACCUGGCCUCGAGCUACAUCGACGACAGCAAAGACCACCAGCUUCGGAUCCCUUCACGGGCCAUACAGUAUGUCGGGUUCAAUGACGGACAGGGACAGGCGUCAAGGGGAGGUAUAACGGGGGCAUAUCUAAGUGCACGGUACGAGAGUCGCAGGGAAGAGACGGAUUGGUCACUGUUGCAAUAUCUCAAGGGUGAGACCGAGUUGAAUCCCACUCGGCCGGCGAGGGAGAACCAAGUCGAUAAGAAAACACUCAAAAAGGCCAUAAAGGAUCUGCGGUUGCAGAAACUACUUGACAUGCCAGUGAGCAAUCUAAGUAAUGGCCAAACGAGACGGGCGAGGAUCGCAAAGGCCUUGCUCAAGAAACCAAAGCUCUUACUUCUCGACGAACCGUUCAUGGGACUUGAUCCACCAACCUUGGUCAGUCUUUCCAAUAUGCUUUUGGAACUUAGUCGACGAGCGGAUCCAGUCAUUCUCCUGGGGUUGCGACCUCAAGAUCCCAUCCCGGUAUGGGUCAACCGUCUCGCCGUAUUAGGACAGGACCAUACUGUUUCCCUAAUAGGGUCGAAGAAGAACGUUCUACACGGUGUACGUCGCUGGCAAGAUCUAGUUUCGAAUGCGCCAUCGGGAGAGUCGCCCGGGGAGGUGAGCAAUGAUGAGGACAUAAGGAGAAUUGUGGAACGGUACGGCCGUCCGCCAUCUGGCAUAGGUAUGAAACUCACUGCGGAGGGCAUUUCUUCCUCCAAGGAAUUCUCGUCGGAGGCUACUCCAGCCUUUGAAAAUUCGUGGCGCAAAGCUAUGAGGGCGCGACCAGGCACAGAAAGCAAAGACGUUCAUCUCGUCGACUUACUCGUACGGGCGUCCGAAAAGAUGAUUCCACAAGCCGCAACAAGCGUCUCACCUUCUGCUCAAAUCGAGCCGACUGGCACUUCUACGAGUCCUUCUCCCUCCCCUCAAUCCAGGGAACUUGGUUCUCCGCUCAUCGAACUUCAAGCUGUAACAGUCAAGUAUGGAUCCAAGGUCGUUCUGGGCCACGGGCCUGGCCUCACAUACACCAUCAGACAAGGAACACGUCUUGCGCUGCUUGGGCCUAACGGGUCAGGCAAGACAACUCUACUGUCCUUGUUGACCUCAGACCAUCCUCAAUCGUACAGUCUCCCAAUCCAAUUCUUUGGACGUUCACGUCUCCCAUCUCCCGGUACGCCUGGUUUGUCACUAUGGGAGAUUCAAGCACGCAUCGGGCACUCUGCUCCUGAGGUUCACGCCUUUUUCCCUAAAAACCUGUCUGUCAGGCGGGUCCUUGAAUCCGCCUGGGCCGACACCUACGCUGGAAAGCCAACACUUGAUGCCGAAAGAAACAGCAAAGUCGAUGCAUUUCUUAGAUUCUGGCAAUCGGAGCUGCGUCAGGACAGGGUGUCCGGUGACAACGAUAGCAGUCUAGACUGGGCGAGCGAUAAAAAUACCCACGCAUUCGGCAAGCUUCCAUUCAGCGCACAACGACUCCUUCUAUUACUUCGUGCGAUCAUCAAGGAACCCGACAUUGUGGUUUUGGAUGAGGCGUUCUCCGGUCUUUCUGCCGAAACGAGAGACAAGGCCAUGGAGUUUCUCGAGCACGGCUUGAAGACCCCCGAGUUCCAGGGUCUGACGCCCACCCAGGCCCUCGUUGUUGUCUCUCAUGUCAAGGAAGAAAUACCUCCGGUCGUGGACGAGUGGCUGCGUCUUCCCGGGGAAGAUGAGGUUGUGGAAAGCGGACGUGGCGUCGAAGAAGGUCGCACCGAGAGAGGAUAUAUCAGGACGAAUGAUGGCUGGAUGAAAGUCUGGGGCCUUGGGAAAUGAAAGCCAAGAGUCUCGAGGGAAAAAACCAUGGUUAAAAUGUAACUAUGUUUGCCUAGAUUUUACAAUGGAAUCACGAUAGCCACGGGGAUAACACUUACGAUGGUUCAUCAUUGAAUCUAGAUUACGGCUGUGAUUGUUUUGUACGGAGAACAGAGCGAGCAUUGGAUAGGAAUUAUACAACUUGUGACGACUGGGUGUGUCUC